AUGUCUGCCGCCAUCUUACCCAUAAAUGGAAACGUUCAAGUAAGAUAUGUUGCUUCUUCCAGAGUAAAUAGCUAUGAAAGCAUCACAAAUCGUGAUCAAUUCCAUUGUCACGAUGAAGCUCAGGACGAACAAUCGAAAAUUGCUAGUAAUAAGAGAGCUAAAAGAAUUUUAUGGAUUUCUGUUAUAAUUUGUUUGUUUUUUAUGGCUUGUGAGGUUGUUGGAGGAUUUCUAGCCAAUUCCUUGGCCAUCGUCACCGAUGCAGCUCAUUUGUUAACUGAUUUUGCAUCCAUGCUAAUCUCUUUAUUUUCCCUGUAUAUCGCUGGUAGGAAACCGUCACAGAAAAUGAGUUUCGGAUUUCAUAGAGCUGAGGUUUUGGGUGCUUUCUUCUCAGUUUUUUUGAUUUGGAUUGUCACAGGAAUUCUCGUAGUUAUGGCUAUUUCACGCAUUUUAAAUAAGGAAUACGAAGUUGAUGCUCCAAUUAUGGCCGCAACAGCUGGUCUGGGAGUUCUUGUCAAUCUCAUUAUGGGAGCUCUAUUGUACUUUGGAGGACAUACUCAUUCACACGGAGGAGGGUCGCAUUCACACGGAGGAGGAUCUCAUUCACAUUCCGGAAAAUCCGUUGAAGAAUCUUCAACAGGCUAG
Auanema sp. JU1783 is the source of this 642-nucleotide messenger RNA. The record is from the annotation of a GenBank genome assembly. NCBI's taxonomy places the organism in Eukaryota, Metazoa, Nematoda, Chromadorea, Rhabditida, Rhabditidae.